CAACAAGUCAAGAAAAUCUGCGUCAAGUCGAUUAAUCUACUAGGACGAUAGAUCGCUAUCUAUAGACAAGCAGACAGCUAGAUACCGCCGGCCUGUUGCUAUUAGCCUGCAGUGUUUGUACUGUACCAUGCAUGCAUAUGCAAAUAGCUACUAGUAUAGCAGCGCUGGCUGCUUCGUUCCCUCCUCGUCCUGGACCGUCUCCUUUAUAACCUGAUCCUCGUCGCCGCUCGUCUCGGCUCAGCUCAGGCCUGUUCUUCGAAGCAGCAGAAGGAUCGGAGCUGCUGCUUUUCUUGUACUCAUCAUCCAUAUAAUCUAUCUAAGAAGAAGAAGCUUGACCACCCAUGGCGACGGUGGAUACGACGACGUCGAUAGGCAAGGUCGGGAGGAAGAGCGGUCUGAUUUCAAGAACCCUGCAGCGGUGCAAGUCCGGGCUGAGCGCCGGUGGCGGCUCCGGGCGGUCGUCGUCGCCGCCGGGGUGCUUCUCGGUGUACGUGGGCUCCGAGCGGGAGCGGUUCGUGGUGCGCGCCGAGUGCGCCAACCACCCGUUGUUCCGGCGCCUCCUGGACGACGCCGAGCGCGAGUACGGGUACGCGGCGCAGGGCCCGCUCGCGCUGCCCGGCUGCGACGUCGACGCCUUCCUCGACGUGCUGUGGCAGAUGGAGAACGCCGACGCCGACGACGGCGGCCAGCAGCAGGUCGCCGGCGCCGCCUCCUCGCCGAUAUGCGGCCUGCACAGCGGCAGUAAGGGCCGCGCAGCCGGGUACCGGAUGCUGAGCCCGCGGUCGUCGUCGAUGGUUGGCAAGAGGAGGUGACAUGAGCAGUUGAAAGAAAAGAAAAGAUUUAUCGGUCGAGCAUGCAUGAACUAAUGAUGAUUAGUGAGCUAAUAAUGGUGCAUUGGUGCUGUCGUGUGAACUCUAGUGGUAGUUCUCUACUGCUAUGCAUGAAUAAGUUGUCAUUCAUAGCACAGACUCGUUGGCUUUUUGGUCAUAUAGUGUAUAUCGACUCUCUUUCUUUCUAUUGUCUUUGGAAACGUAAUACCAAUUUUCAGUAUUAGCUAGGCUAGCUGUCUGUAUGUACGUACAUGUCUAGUUUAAUCUGAAGCUUGUUUAU
Molecule: messenger RNA, 1110 nt
Organism: Sorghum bicolor (sorghum)
Lineage: Eukaryota; Viridiplantae; Streptophyta; Magnoliopsida; Poales; Poaceae
Product: auxin-responsive protein SAUR50
Exons: 1
Coding region: 342-812 (156 amino acids)
Biological process (GO): response to auxin
Source: RefSeq, a predicted model, not a curated record